AGAGGCCCAGAGCUGGGCAGCAGGAAGGUACUCGAGGAGCCAAACAGCCUGGACAGUGUCUCAAGAGACAGCAGACCCUUACGCUGCACGGCCACAGACCCCAGCACCCCAGCAGCAAGUGGGACCCCAGGAACGCUAGCCAACGUGGGACACAGAAAGCCCUCCGUCAACCACCCCGAUGGCCACAACAGAGGACCUGCCCCUCCCUCCACCCCCAGCCCUGGAGGACCUGCCCCCGCCACCACCCAAGGAGUCCUUCUCCAAGUACCACCAGCAGCGGCAGGCCAGCGAGCUGCGGCGUCUCUACAGGCAUAUCCACCCCGAGCUUCGCAAGAACCUGGCCGAAGCCGUGGCUGAGGACCUGGCUGAGGUCCUGAGCUCCGAGGAGCCCACCGAGGGGGACGUCCAGUGCAUGCGGUGGAUCUUUGAGAAUUGGCGGCUGGAUGCCAUUGGGGACCACGAUAGGCCACCUGCCAAGGAGCCGGUGCACAGUGGUGAUGUCCAGGCCACCUCCCGCAAGUUUGAAGAAGGUUCCUGGGCCAAUGGCGCAGACCAGGAGCCAGCUGAAGCCCGGUCGUUGGGCGGGGAUGUGCGCGCAGCCCGCAGGCUGUUUGAGACAAAACCACUGGAUGAGCUGACAGGCCAGGCCCAGGAGGCACCCGAGGCCACAGCCAGGGAGCCACCGGCCAGUGGGGAUGUCCAGGGCACCAGGAUGCUCUUUGAGACACGGCCGUUGGACCGCCUGGGCUCCCGCCCCUCCAUCCAGGAGCAGAGCCCCUUGGAGCUGCGCUCGGAGAUCCAGGAGCUGAAGGGCGACGUGAAGAAGACCGUGAAGCUGUUCCAGACGGAGCCGCUAUGCGCCAUCCAGGAUGCAGAAGGUGCCAUCCAUGAGGUCAAGGCUGCCUGCCGGGAGGAGAUCCAGAGCAACGCCGUGAGAAUGGCCCGCUGGCUCUUUGAGACCAAGCCUCUGGAUGCCAUCAACCGGGACCCCAGCCAGGUGCGGGUGAUCCGGGGGAUCUCCCUGGAGGAGGGGGCCAGCACUGACGUCAGUGCAACUCGCUGGAUCUUUGAGACACAGCCCCUGGACGCCAUCCGGGAGAUAGUGGUGGAUGAGAAGGACUUCCAGGCGUCCCCAGACCUCAUCCCUCCCGGCCCGCACGUGCAGCAGCAGCGGCGUCUGUUUGAGACACGGGCGCUAGACACCAUCAAAGGGGAAGAUGAGGCUGGAGCAGAGGCACCCCCCAAAGAGGAAGUGGUACCAGGAGAUGUCCGCUCCACGCUCUGGUUAUUUGAGACAAAGCCCCUGGACACCCCCAAGGACAGCAUCCAAGUUGGACACCUGCAGCGUGUGGGCCCCCAGGAGGAUGAGGGGCUCCCGCCUGAGCAUCUAUCCCCCACCUGGGGUGCCCCUCAGAGGGAUGGGGUGAAGGGAGAUGUGAAGACCUUCAAGAACCUUUUCGAGACCCUCCCCCUGGACAGCAUCAGGGCAGAAGGAGCUGACACUGCCGAGAAGCCCCUGGAGGCAGGAGGGUCCCCAGUGUAUACCCUUCAGGAUGGCAAAGGUCACCUGCACGCCCUGACCUCUGUAAGCAGGGAGCAGGUGGUGGGAGGUGAAGUGCAAGGCUACAAGUGGAUGUUUGAGACACAGCCCCUGGACCGGCUGGGCCGAAGCUUAAGCACUGUGGACGUGGUGCGGGGCAUCACCCGCCAGGAAGUAGCAGCUGGAGAUGUGGCCACUGCCCGCUGGCUCUUUGAGACCCAGCCCCUGGAGGUAAUCCACCAGCAGGAGAGGCAGGAACGGCAGGAAGAAGAAGGGAAGAGGCAGGGUGGCCCCCAGUCUGAGGCGCCCCCAAAGGGAGAUGUGCAGACCAUCCGCUGGUUGUUCGAGACAUACCCCAUGAGUGAGCUGGCAAAGAAGCAAGGGUCAGGGAUCAUCACAGACCCUUCAAGAAAGGCCAAGGCCCAGUCUUGCACCUGGAUGUUCACACCUCAAUCCCUGGACCAUCCAGAAGAUUCUAGGGAGCAGCACCUACAAGUUAACCAGGUCCAGGUUGAGGGGAGACAGACAGACAGACAUGUCUUUGAGAAUGAGCCUCUGCAGGACUCAGACCACCCCUGUGGAAGGGGCCCAGUGCGCUACUGCAGCCGUGUGGAGAUCCCCUCUGGGCAGGUGUCCCGGCAGAAGGACGUCUUCCAGGCCCUGGAGACAGGCAGCAGAGAAGAGCAGGGGCCCAGGGUCCAUCCUGAGCCCAUCCCCACUGGCUCUGUGCACAAGUUCACCUGGCUCUUUGAGAACUGCCCCAUGGGCUCCCUGGCAGUGAAGAAUGUCCGAGGGGAUAGCCUCCAGGAGCAGCCGGUGGCCACUGCAGGCAGCAGAUUGCCAGAAAGGCAGGAGACGGCCGCUGAGGGGACUCUACGGAUUCUGCACACCACGCCUGGCAUCCUGCACCGAGGUGGCGUCCUCAUGGAGACCCGAGGCCCUGGGGAGCUCUGCCUCGCCAAGUAUGUGCUCCCCGGCCUGGGGCAAGGUGCGCCCCACAUCCGGAAGGAAGAGCUGGUGGAUGGCGAGCUGCCCAGGAUAGUCCGCCAGGUGCUGCAACGGCCCGAAGUGGCCCAGCAGGCGCUGCUGGUGCAGGAGGACCCAGCAGGUCAGCUCCGGCUCAAGCCCCUGAGACUGCCACCUCCAGGCAGCAGUGGAAAUAUGGAAGACUUGGACCCUGAGUUCCAGCAGUUGCUGGCCUGCGCCCUGGGAACCUCAGUGAUGCGGACGGGGCUGGUGAUGCAGGAGAUGGAGCAGGGCCUGGUGACACUGACCGCCUACUGCCUGCAGCCCCGGCCAAGCGGCAGCAGGGUCCCUGAGAGGAGCAGCGUGCAGCUGUUGGCCAGCUGCAUUGACAAGGGGGACCUGAGCGGCCUGCACAGUCUGCGGUGGGAGCCUCCGGCUGACGCAAGUCCAGCUGCAGCUAGCGAGGGGGCCCAAAAGCUGACCCCAACGGAAAACAUCAUCCAUGUGUCCCCACUAGACCCAGGCAUGGGGGUGGGGCAUCAGGGCAGCCCAGGGCCCUGCCCUCCACAGGCCAUCAGAAAGGCAGUGCCCCUGGCUGGGGAGGAAAAGCAGAAAAAUGGUGGCACUGGGCAGCUCCGGAAGCCAGAAGCAGCUGGGGCAGUACUCCCAGUGCCUGGGGCCCCAGAGCUCCAGACCACCACGUUGCGGGUGGCAACGGCAGGAGCCCCAAGCCUGCACCAGCAUGUUCUGGACCAGCACAAGCAGGGUCCCACCCCAGGAGCCACCUUCACGUCCUUCCAGAACAUUCUUCCACAAGCAGCGGUCACCACCACUGGCACUACCCAUACCAGGCCAGUAACUGGAGGUGACCCCAGGAUCUCACCAGCCCCCAGAAAGCUGCUGUGACAGGACCUGACUUGCAAGGCCGAGCCCAACACGACGCGGACCCCAUCGGCCAGGCCUCCAAACCCGCACAGUUCCCCACUCUCCACUCCCACAGCAGUCUUGCUGGCCUGAAAAUCCGUGAGGACCCAC
Messenger RNA from Erinaceus europaeus (western European hedgehog), 3541 nucleotides. It is a transcript of the gene XIRP1, whose product is annotated as xin actin binding repeat containing 1. The record is from RefSeq and is a predicted model, not a curated record. The coding region runs from base 179 to 3412 and encodes 1077 amino acids. Gene Ontology annotation, cellular component: focal adhesion; stress fiber. NCBI's taxonomy places the organism in Eukaryota, Metazoa, Chordata, Mammalia, Eulipotyphla, Erinaceidae. Gene Ontology annotation, molecular function: actin filament binding. Gene Ontology annotation, biological process: actin cytoskeleton organization; actin filament organization. The transcript has 3 exons.